CUCUGUUGUUACAGUUAAAAGUGACCCCCAUAAUGAAACAAGUGCUUACUACCGAUAGAGGACUUCUUUAGUCGGCGAAGCAGUACGUUUUAAUCUUCAACUGUCACAAGUAAAUGUAUCUAGUUAUUGCUUUACUGCGGUCUAGAGAUUAGCCUGUCUGAAGCAUUUCAUAGAACACAUUUGGGAUUUUUUUUUUUUUUAGCAUUAUUGCUAGCCGUAAACAACAACAACAACAACGCGCUGUAAUCGGAUGACGGCGAGCAUCGUGUUUCGCUGCUGUUUGGGAAUAACACCUUCUGCACAGAAGGACUUUAACGUAUGAAAGUCAAGUGCUAAUUUGAAUUAUGUCCACGUUGUCUUUGGAUAAAGAACUGCAAGAGCGCUUGAGAGAAGCGAGUGCUAUUGGAGACCUUGACGAAGUGCGGACUCUAGUCGAGAGCGGAGUGAACAUCAACUCCCAAAAUGAAAUCAAUGGAUGGACAUGUUUACACUGGGCAUGCAAGAGAAACCAAAAACACGUAGUGGCAUAUCUUCUGAACUCUGGGGCUGACAAAGAAAUUCUCACUGCAAAAGAUGAGUUAGCGGUUCAGUUGACCUCCAAACCCGAGAUCAGAAGACUGCUUGGAGUGGAGGAAGAGGAGGAUGAGCCUGAAGGAAAGCAAACAGAGCUGCCGAUUAUUGCAAACUACCUAUCUAACCCGCCCUUCUUGUAUUGUAAGAUGGAUAAGAGCGAUCUGAGUAUAGCACGACACAUUUCCCAAAAUGGCACCAGUGACCAUUUGGAUUCUGUAGUCUCCGAGCCGGCCACUUUAUCCCCCAUAAAGGAGCAGCAACAGCAGCAGCAGCGCGUCUACUCGGACAGCCAAAGCCAACCGGCAUUGUCCUACGUCUCCAUGGUAGAGUCGAGCAGCAUUGUGCAAAACCAGGUGACUAAUGGGACUCUGUCCAUGGAGGUCUCCCAGGAGGUGCAUCACAGCAACCAUAAUGAGUACACUCACAAUCACAGCAUUGCCCAGAACAGCCCUGUUUGUCCCCCGCUCCCUUCAGCAAGCGCAGGCUCUAAUCCCACCAUUACCCGGCAACAGUCUCUCACCCAUCAGCUGAACGGCUCUCAGCCUGGGGGCUCUAUGCCUGCCUUCCAGCCCUUCUUCUUCACCAGCACCUUCCCUGUAAACGUGCGGGAGCUCGUUCUGAAGGUGCGAAUCCAGAACCCACAUGCCCGAGAAAAUGAUUUCAUCGAGGUGGAGCUGGAUAGACAGGAGCUGACGUACCGUGCAUUGCUGCGGGUCUGCUGCCGUGAGCUGGACAUUAGUGCUGAGCAUGUGGAGAAAAUACGCAAGCUCCCUAACACUAUGCUCAGAAAGGACAAAGACGUGGCUCGACUUCAGGACUUCCAGGAACUGGAGGUGGUGUUGGAGAAGGCAGAGAGUUUGUCUAUGUUCUCUGGCCCAGGAGCACUGAACGACAGGCCCUGCUAUAACAUGAAGGCCUCGAGGCUCACCUACUAGCUCCUGCCUCCAGACCCAGCACAAGGUGGACUGACUCGCUGCCCCAUCUGGGACUGUAGUUCAAAAUGCCUAAUUCAUACCUAUGUUAUGUUAUGUUAUGUUAUGUUUUUUUUGUUUGUUUUUUUGGCCAUUCUACAGAUCAGAUGCCAUUCUUCCAUUUUCCUCCUCAGUCUGUAUACAAUGUUAGCCAUAUGCCUUUUUCUCCCCAGCCUAUAGUUUGCCCGUGCAUGGUCUGAACAGCCAUCUGAAGAACGAUGCGAGGCCCUCAUCCUCUUCUUCCUCCUCCUUCUCCUCCUCCACUGUAAUCCUUAUUCGUUUUGUCACACAUCUUUGGGUUUAAAACGUCUUUCCUGGUCAUGACAUCAUGUUUUAGGAGCCACUGUUUUUCAGUAUACAAAAUUUUCUCACUCGCCUUUGGGUCGUGUAUCCAAAUCUGUCACCUCUCAUGCUGCUGGCCUAUGUGAAGUUUUCAGAUCUGCCUCGCUGCUGUGUUUGCUAUGAGGCCACUGUGUGGUUUUGAGCACAGCUCACAGGGACAGUUGUGACCGGUACCAGCACUUCUUAUUGUCAGUUAUGGUCAUUAACAUAUAUGCACUCUUUUCCCAACACAGGCUAUUUUAAUUUGCACUGGCAAAGCACACAGCAAAUUUGCUUGAUUGCUAACAUCCUCUUUAAAGUGUGUUAGCUUUUUUUUAGCUCCACUUGGGAAAGCCAUUGUAGUUUGAUGUACUAAAAUACAGCAGCUUCAGAAACUAAAACGGAGGGGUGUUUUUCAUGUUCUGCGUAUGUGUGUUUGCCAGAUAAUCCCCAGUGCACUUGAACAAAAUGGCAAGUAGGAGGUACUUUUAAAAAUGCAUGGGGCUUUUUCUAAUUUUAUUGAUUUUUGAAUAUAUCAGUGGUGUGUUUUGGUGAUUAUUGCUGCUCCUUCAGUCACUGCAAAACUAUCUAUCCUCAUGAUCUUGUAUCAAGGCCUAAUAAUCAAUUUUCAUUCUGCACUGAACAAUGUAGCAACGAUUGCCGUUAUUUUAUUUAAAUCUUGAUUUUUAAAGGAACGAAAGAUUCAAGAACAGGGUUUAAUGACUGUGAGCUUCCACGAACACUUUAGGUUUAAUAGUUAUAAUUUGAGGGAUAAAGUUACUAUAAUGGAUAUUGUUCUCUGGACCUAAUUGCCGCACAUGUUUUAUACUUAGGAAGCAGGAUUCAUUUAGGAGCAGUGCCGUUAAGUUAUUCAAUAACAGUCUGUAUUGCGGUCCCAGUUCCUGAGAUAAAACGUGCAAUACUUCUUUAUCAUUUUUGUUUAAAUAAAAUUUGUAUAUAUGCCAAAAGACACAUUGCACAUGUAGACCAGGGGAUGUGCUUCUUUUCUUUGAGUUGUUUUGACAACUUUUGUUUUUGUAGAUGAUCAGGAAGUAUGAAAGUAGGAAAUUCAAAAGUAGGCAUAGCUUCUGAUUUUAUUUUUUCUUCUUCUUUUAUUCACACUAAUUGGAAACUCUUGUCUUUUGUUUUAAAAGGGUGUCUAACAAUGUCCUAAUAUGAAAGUGUGUUCUAAUAUAAAAUGCAGAAACUGUUCACCUUUAACUUUAGUCCCUCUACACAUUGUAUUGUUCUGUACUGAUUUUUUAAAUAUAUUAAUUUAUAAAUUUGACUAGAAAGGAGGAUCCAGAGCACACUACAGCUGAAAUGGAGCCAAGCAUUUGUCUGCCUGCCUGUCUGUCUGUCUGUCUGUCUGUCUAUGUAUCAGUUAUGUUCUGUAUGCUCAUAAAAAUGCUGUCCAUUCACAAGGUUGAGAAAGCUGCAACAUUUCUGACUCAUGUAAGGCAUCAAAAUUCUCUGUGGAAAACUCGGUGUACUAACUGGUCAUGUUCGGGAUGAUGAAUACAGUUUGACUGAACCUAUGCA
Ictalurus punctatus (channel catfish) is the source of this 3407-nucleotide messenger RNA. It is a transcript of the gene ankrd40, whose product is annotated as ankyrin repeat domain 40. The transcript has 5 exons. The coding region runs from base 345 to 1508 and encodes 387 amino acids. The record is from RefSeq and is a predicted model, not a curated record. Lineage: Eukaryota; Metazoa; Chordata; Actinopteri; Siluriformes; Ictaluridae. Gene Ontology annotation, molecular function: protein binding.